Molecule: messenger RNA, 1563 nt
Organism: Alternaria novae-zelandiae
Lineage: Eukaryota; Fungi; Ascomycota; Dothideomycetes; Pleosporales; Pleosporaceae
Exons: 5
Coding region: 1-1563 (520 amino acids)
Source: RefSeq, a predicted model, not a curated record
AUGUCAACUACUACCCGAGUCGAAGAGGUAUAUCAGGAGGCUGGUCGUGCGGCUAUGGAGCAGUAUCACAUCAGAGCCAUCGUAUCUAAAAAGACUCGUAUUGAUCUGAAAGUGAUAGGUGACAGACUGCUUCAGCGAACUCGGGUGAACUACGAAGACUCGGUAGACAUGGACCACCCAGUUUCUGUGGAUCAAAAGGCAAAUCCCGAGUGGAAUCAAGAUCAUUUCUGCUGGGAGGCCAAGGGGAAGUGCGCCCAAGAUUACAAAGAAGUAGAGACCAAGCUCCUGAGAGAGCUAGACCAGUCUCGACGAGAGUCUUUCUGCGAAGUUGGUGUGUCACUGUUCAUGAUAGGGAAGACGCCACAAAAGGCAAAGCCUGUGAUCAUAAUUUCCAGUCAGGACCAACGAUCACGCAAGGAAGCCAAAAAGGCUAUCACUAGGAGCGGUAUUCUGGAAGAUCUGGACUUCGAGCUUGGUGUUCUCAAGUACCUUCCAUCAGGUCCCAUUCACCCUAUCGCCGGAUCACCUAGCGAAGCAAGUUGGGAUUCUGCAUCAGAAUCUGGAGGAUGGGAUUCAGACACUUGGGAAACGGCGAAACCAGCUCUAUCUCAUCAGUCGGUUACAUCUCUCCCCUUGCCCGCUUACUACGAUCCGAAACAACGGCUGCGCAUAACAGGCAUGCCACUCUACGUAAAGACAACAGACAACCAGUCAAGAAUGGGAACAGCCAAUCUCGUUCAUAACGGUUCUACAUACGGAUACAUCACUGCCGCCCAUAUUUUCAGUCCUUUGCGUCACGCUCCUCCUUCGAUCGAUGAUGGUGAAGAGGAUCUCGGUGUACCAUUCGAUAGUGAUAGCGACGAUGAAGAUAAUUCUGAAGCAAAGAGGUCAUGUGCUGGAAGCCCGAUCUCGAAUCCAACAAAAGCUACAAAAUCUCAAAUCCUAGACCACGGGGAAACUAAAUUGUCGAGAUUCAAUGGGUCUAAGAUGCCAAGCGAUUCUUCCGAGGCAACAAGCAUUUCGCCACCUAAUCUUGCCUUGCUUGGACAUGUAGCUCCUGAGGAGUCUGAGUUGUCUAUGGACUACGCGAUCAUCGCCAUCGAAAACAUCGAACUCGUUCAACAGCUGGAGCAUUUUAGUGUUUCUGAAGGGAUACAAAGCGCAAGAGCAUCGGCAGCCGCACCCAAGCCGUCGCAGGCUACAGCAUGGACAACUCACGGUCCAACACAUGAUAAGGCUUUGAAUCAGAACACAUCGCAUACCAUGUCUAACGGCAAUUGGGUAUGGGACCACCGAUACCAGGAUUACUACUGCAUCACAUUGGAUGCGUAUCAACGUCCGAUAUAUCACUGGUCUAAACAGCAGGCCCAAGCGGACAUCGCCGAGCCCCUUCCAAGGCAGGAUUCGGGCAGUCGACAGAACGAUGGCGCAAACGUGGCCCAGAUGCCCGAGCCUGCUCCGCAGGAUGCUCGUGCACUGAGAGGCUUCAUUCAGGGAACGCCACAGACCGGCUGGUAUGAUCUUCUGGACCAGAGUAAGCUACCGAAUGAGGACUGGCUCUGA